AUGCCAUCCUCCUCGGCUGCCUCCAGCCCUUCUACCACCACUAGCCCAACCCUCCCCUCCAUCACCCACUCCCUCCUCCAAACAUCCCUCUCUCUCAAGCGCGACUUUCGCUUCCUCAAACUGACCGUCCGAGUGUCCGAUUCCAAACGUUCCUCACUUGAAAUCGCCUUUGAUGCAUCCGAAACCCACAAACUCCUCCGCACCUCCCUUGCCCGACUCAACUCUGCAACCCGAUGCUUCAUCCGCGAUGCCAAUGUUUUGUUGGAUGAGGAGGUGAAUCGGUCUUUUGAUGCUUAUUUACGCCGCUCGGAUUUCUACUCUGGAAUUCACAGAGAACAAGAAGAAGGACAAGAAGGAGAGGAAGAAGGAUGGCAUGUUCUAGACAUGACUGCCGAAGAAAAAGAGACGAGAAGAGAGUUGAGGAGGGUACUUGGGGUGGUGGAGGACUUGAGAGGGGUAUUUCUCAAGAAGGCCGGGAAGUACGUGCUAAAAGGGGGAAAAGGAAAGGUAAAACAGGAUGAUGAUGGUGAGGUGGAUGAUCUGGGAGAUUUGGUAGGGGUGUUGGGUAAGUUGAAUGAGGAUGGAGAUGGGGAGGACGAUGAGGGUAAAGAUGGAAAGGCUUCAAGUUUGGCACCUGACGAUAACAGUGUCGUCGUCUGCAAUAAUACUUUUACAGUCGUCGUCACAACGGGGAUUAGGUCUCGACAUUGGUCCCCCUUCCCACCUCCCCAUCACCACCCAAUGGACACUCAUCAUCGGAGCAGCGUCGACCGACGACCAUACCUUUCCAUUUCACCAACUGAGAAGUUAUUGAGGCCGAAAGGUACAUUCGACAGGAAAGAAGAGAUUGAACAAAGCACACUCUCUCAAACAAACAUUCCCCAGAACCACCUAUCAAGGACAAACGCACAGACACAUCACACCCCCUCCCAAGUCUUCCAUCCAUCUAUCACCAUCAUCAUGUCUUACGCCGGACACUCCAAAGUUGGCUUCCCCAACAUCUAUGAGGAUGGCGAUCAGCGUAACGUUCCUACUGACGAGGUCGAUAACCUCGUUCAGCACAGCGGAAAGAACAUAAAGGCCUACCGCCCUCGGGAACAAGCCGCCGCGCUCAACGAACAUCUCGUGGAAGAGACUCAAAAGUUGAGGGAAGAGGCUAUGAAGAAGGAUCCCACACGUGCUGCAGAACUCCAUGGUAACAAGCCCUGCAAGGGCGCUCUCAUUGACAAGGAGUUGGCGGAGGAGGAUGCGGCGGAGUUGAGGAAGAAGGAGCAGAAGCUCAAGCAAGGAAUUGCUGGAGCGACCCAUUUCAAAAACAAACACCAUCACCGUAAGAAUGAGGAGGAGGAGCAGUGA
Molecule: messenger RNA, 1356 nt
Organism: Neurospora hispaniola
Lineage: Eukaryota; Fungi; Ascomycota; Sordariomycetes; Sordariales; Sordariaceae
Exons: 6
Coding region: 1-1356 (451 amino acids)
Source: RefSeq, a predicted model, not a curated record